AUGGAAGAGCUCAGUGUUGCGAGAAUAAAGGUUGCCAAUCUGAUAAUAAAUGUAAAUGUUGUUAUUGUUCAUGUGAAAAUCAAUGUACAGAGCACAUUUGCAAGUGCUGUUCCUGGUGUUGUAAAAAAUACUCUGAGUGCAAAUAUUGCCAAAACAACGGAGAAAAACGUAGAGGGACUCAUACAAGUUAUCCGCGUUGUGAAAAUUGGUUUACCUGUAGGUGUCAUGGGUGUAUAG
Molecule: messenger RNA, 237 nt
Organism: Babesia bigemina
Lineage: Eukaryota; Apicomplexa; Aconoidasida; Piroplasmida; Babesiidae
Exons: 1
Coding region: 1-237 (78 amino acids)
Source: RefSeq, a predicted model, not a curated record